AAUGGUGUGAUCAUUGUUAUACAGUAUAUUUAUGGAACGUAUAUAAAAACUGAUGGUCAUACAUAUUUAGCGGGCCCCUAGUGGUCACAAGCGUAAUUACAACGACUGGACCCGACUUCGCACUCGCACGUUUGCAUCCAUCUACAGCCGCCACGGCCAAGCAAGGAUCUCCCACUCCACAAAAUGUCGAAAUUGCUGAAUUUGAAGGUGGAAGACCCAUCAUGCCUCUGGGCUCAGUUGGCGGGAGAUGGCGGCGUGGGGGCUGUUAGUAAAGAGCAGUACGACGAGCUGUUCGAUCAAAUGAAUCUCUUCUACAGCGAUGUCACCAGGGAUGUGGGUAAAGUGAUAACCUCCUCCUUGGAGGUGGGACAGGUGUGUGUUGUGUACUGGUCCCAGAUGAAGAAGUGGUGUCGGGCCCUGCUGGAGGCCAUCCUUACAGACUCGAUGGCGUGCUACGCACGCUGUUACUUGGUUGACCACGGAGAGCUGCUUGUUGUCCUUCUUCGGCAGAUCCGGUUGGCCGAGAAGGACUUUCUCCAGCUGCCGUACUGGAUGAGGAGAUUCCACCUGGCCAGGGUCAAACCAACAACCCUGCGCGUGUCUUUCUGUGAGAAGGCCAAGCUGGUCACUUCCAGUCGGUGGGACAGCUCAGCGACGUGCUACAUGUACAACCUGAUCCAAGCAUCCAGUCAGACGGAGGCCAUGUUGCUGGAGGACGAGUCCCACUCGACCGCCAUCGAGCUUUACGUGACCAUCAAAGACUUUAAGAUUUGUGUGAAUGAUGAACUUGUGGAGAGGAGCUAUGCUGUUUAUGACUAUGAGUCAGCUGACAGCCGCAAGCUGGACCAACUGGACCUACAGGUUGUCAGGUUUUCAGGCGACAUCCUAACUUCAACAACCUGUGAGCAUGUGUACAAGCCCCCAGCACGAACCCAGCUUCUUCCAGACAAGAAAAUUCUGCCUCCUCCUGGUGUGGACACAGAUAAAACCACUUCACACGCCGAUGUGGACAUUUUGCCUCCUCCUGCCGCUUACGCUGAUGUAGAAACUUUGCCUCCUCCUGCCGCUUACGCUGAUGUGGAAAUUUUGCCUCCUCCUGCCACGUACACUGAUGUGGAAAUCACACGCCCUCUAACUGCUUGCAUCGAUGUGUCUCAGAGCCAAGACUGCGACCUAAAAACCUCAGAGGGAAGCAGCAGGUCAGAGGAUGGACCACAGCCUGACUGCACCCAAUCAAAAAGUGACUCGACAGAGGACUCGGAUGCCUCUUUGGCUGCUGCUUUCAACACAAAUCUCAGUCUGUUUAGGCUUAUGAAGUUUCUCAAUCCUGGCUGCAGCUUCAAAGAGGCGGAGCCAACUUUGAGUCACCAAGAGGAUCCAAUAGAAUGUUCACCUGGCGAAGAUUCUACCAGCUUGCCCAAUGGCUGCACAGGAGAGGAAGUCGAGUCACCACCUGACCAAUCCGAUGUGAUGAAGACCAGCAGCAACAACGACUGGGCGUGCUCGAGACUUUUGGAGUGGUUGAAUCCACAGCCUCUCAAGCUCCAUUCAGAAGAUGAAGAUGAGCAGAUUAUCUCCAGUGCUCCUAAGAGAAGUGACAUGCUGGUGCACUCAGCCCUCCCAUUGGAGCCGUGCACGGGCUUAGAUGACGCACCCAUCACUGAUGGCCUCCGCACGUUGUUGCAGAGGAAGCGGUUUUGCCUUUCUCCUGCUGACCUCUUCAGCUGGCCUGCUGUGGCUCAAGGAAAUAACACCGUCGUCAUUUCCCAUGCUGGCGACCAACCUCGAAGCUACCUAGCACCCCUCCUCACUCACAUGCUGCUCAGCAGCUCCAUCUUGACCACCUCGUCCUCCAGAGCAGGACCCAUAGCAGUCGUGUUGUGUCCUGGAUGGGAGAAAGUCCAGUUGGUGUGCGACCUGCUUGAGGAGAGCAAGGUUUCCCAGUGCCUCAGACCAUUCAGUGUGCUGCUGGGAACCACCAAAGACGAAGCUAAAUAUAUGAAGAUACCAAAAAACUGCCUGCUUUUAGUGACCACUCCCUUCAGUUUUGUUCGUCUGUUGUCAUGUCAUCGCUUCCUGUUCCUGCGUAUGGGUCACUUGGUGCUAGACGAGGCAGACCAGCUUUUCAUUCUCGCUCCAGAACAGAUGGAGUCCAUUUUGCAGCAUUUUCAGACAGUAAACUCCCGCAAGGAAAUGGCCUUGUAUCCGCAGCAGCUUGUUGCCGUGGCUAAGCGUUGGACAAGUCACAUGGAGGCAAUGGUAACCAACCACAUGCCCUACCCCUGCAUCACCAUAGCAGCUUCCGAAGAAGCAGCUCUUUAUGGCAACGUGCAGCAGGCUGUCCUCAUGACCUUAGAGAGCAACAAGAUCUCAGCGCUGUUGGCUGCGUUAGAUUUCAGGCCUGACGUCAGCCAGAAGACUUUAAUCAUCACCAACUCUGUUGAGGAGGUUGAAGACGUUUUUAAUGCUGUGAGCAGUAAAUCGGUGUUCUGUCUAAAGUCUCAUGUCGGUUUAAAUCACAACUUGGACUUUGUGGUCCAACAGUGGAGCAAAAACAUCGGGCCUGGGACUCACAUCAUUCUAGUCACCACCAGUGAGUGUUUGAGGUGUUUCGGGGUUACAGAUGCCACUUGUGUCGUCCACUUUGGCUUCCCGAGUUCACCCAAAUUGUUUGGAUGCCGACUGCUUUGCAUGAGCAGCAACUUAAGAAACCUCACAGAACCAGACUCAUCACAGGCCAGCUCCAGAGUCACCAGGUCUUUGCUGCUUGUCUCCGAGAGGAACACACGGCAUGUUAGCGCUCUUGUGCGCUACCUUAAGCGGACAAACGCUCUCCUGUCUCCAGAGCUGCUGUCAUUUGCCGAGAGCACAGAAACAGCCCGAGAGGAGCAGAAGACAGAGCGGCCACUCUGUCGCUACCUAAAGAGCUUUGGAGUGUGCAGGGCCAGCACUGUGUGUCCAGACCGUCACAGGAUCCUUCCUCAGCUGGAUGAAUCGGAUGUUCCCACUCCUGCUGUCAUACAGGUCACAACAUCACUUUUCACAGUGUUGCCUCUCUACGUCAAGACAGCGUCAGUCUUUUAUGGACGUAUAAUCAGGAAAGAAGAUAGCACCUUUGACAGCAUGGCGGCCGACAUGGCCUCUGUCUAUGCUGACAAGAAACCUUAUCCUCACGAGGUGCUGGAAGGAGGCUUGUAUGCAGUGCAGAAGAACGACGUCUACCACCGGGUAAAGGUCCUAGCUACCCCCGACACGAAUGGCCAGCUGUUUUAUUGCGUCCGCUGUCUCUUUAUUGACAUUGGAAAAGAGGAAGAAGUCAAAUCCUAUGACAUCCUACAGCUCCCAGAGAAGUUCCACACUCUGCCCAGCCAGGCAGUGGAGAUGAUUCUCUGUCAGGUGAAGCCGGGUGACGCAGAGGCGGACUGGCAUCCCAAGGUGACGAGAGCCAUCAGCCAGAAGAUCCAAGGUGUUCAGCACCGAGCCAGAGCUGUCUUAAGUCUUGGAAACACCAUCUUUUUUGAUUUAAUGGUUCGAGAGACCCACGUGCCCGGAAUGAAAACUGUCAUCAGUGAGUACAACGUUCCCACGCUGAUUUUAAACACGGGAAUGGGAGAACGAAACCCGGAUCAUCUAGACCUGUUGAAGGGGCUGGGUCAGGACAAAGGUACCCACUGCAGUCAGGCGGACCACUCAUCCGGGAACAAAGCUGAAGAACGAGUUCUGGUGGUGAAGAACCUUGAUGGUGCCGCACCCCCAGAUCCUCCCGAGUCUUUCCCGCAGCCUUCUGUUUGUGAUAUUUACGAUGCAGACAAGAAGACUGAUAUCCACACCACUGAUCUGAGUGGAACAGAAAGUGGAACUGACACCAGAACACACCAAGCUUCUCAUCUUAACCACAGCAGAGAUGGCGUUCCCGAUUGUGAUGACAAAAGAGACAAUCAGCAGAUCCUCAGUUGUCCUGGAGACGACAACAAUUCUACUACAAAAAGUUUGCACCCUCAGGUUCUGUGGUACCAGACGUCCGACUCGGUAACCGUCACGCUGAAGAUGAGGAACCCGCAGAGUCAGCGCUGUGACUUUCAUGCCGACCGUGUCGUGUACAGUGGCAGUGUGAACGAGCGUCGCUACAGAGCCCAUUUGGACCUUCACGCCAACGUGGUGCCUGAGCGUUGCCGCUGGGAGCUCAAAUCCAACGAGCCCGUCCUCACACUGGCCAAACAGGAGCGGCACUCCUGGCCAACACUGCUCAAGAGCAAGAACAUUUUUGUGAGUUACGACAUGGAGCACCUGGAGGAAGAAAACGACGAGUCCCCACAAGGUGAAUUAUUUUUGGGGGAAACAGGAGGAGACGCCUGCUGUGUCGACUCGGACAGCAGCACAGACAGCGAUUGAACCUGUGUUCUCUGUCACGAUUGACUGGACAGCAUAAAAUACUGCUCAUACCCGUAAUUACACACGCACACAUUGUGACUUGCUCAUGACAGGUACAAAUAAUUAUUUAAUCCUCUGUUGAUUUUGUAAAUUUCAACCCCUCACAAAUACCUGACAGUCCAGAUUUCUUUGGUAGUAAAUUUCAAUAUAUAGUAUAUAUCAAAUAUAGUAGAUACAGUUGGGGAAAUAAGUAUUUGAUGUUUGCCGCCACAGAAAUAUAUAAACACUCCAGUUUUAUAGCAGGUUUAUUGUAAACGAGCGAGAAAGAAUGUACAAAACAGUGGUACAUCAACUUACAAGUAAUUUGAGAUGCAAGCUGCUUUUUGUUAUGCUUUAAGUUGCGAGCAUACUUAGUUACGGGCACAUACUUGGCCAAUGAAGCUGAUUCUGAUUUUAACCGUCAGUAAAUUUGUAACAGGGUUGUGCCGUUUAAGCAAAAAAUAGUUUAUAUAUAGUUAUACGGCCCUGCGAUAAGUUAAGUUAAAGUUAAAGUACCAAUGAUUGUCACACACACACUAGGUGUGGUGAAAUUUGUCCUCUGCAUUUGACCCAUCCCCUUGUUCACCCCCUGGGAGGUGAGGGGAGCAGUGGGCAGCAGCAGUGCCGCGCCCGGGAAACAUUUUUGGUGAUUUAACCCCCAAUUCCAACCCUCCCCUUGGUAGAAGAUGGAUGGAUUGAUGUAUUUACACGCCGAUGUUCAUGCUUCGUGUACAUACGUUUUUGAUUGAACAGUUGAGAAAAGCUUUUGAGCGCCACUCGCAGAUCAGUACAACUAUCGGAACUAAGAAAGUUAGUGCGAAGGAGAGGAAGCAGACUACCAAAUCAGAGAAACAGACCAAAAAAAAAAAUCCCAGCGGUUAGCAGAGUACCCGGCAAGUCACCCCUGACAAAGCAUCAGUUAGAUUUGCAAAGGCUGUGCAGCCAGCCACAAACGUCCAAGCGACGGACAUUUAUCCAUAAACAUUGAGAAGCUGCAGAUGCUGUGUUUGACGUGAUUUAGUUUGUUCUGUCUAAUCCUGACUCAACAAACUAGACAGAUGAUUUCUUAGUUCUUGCAACCCCGGGAAUAAAAAAAAAAGAUAGAAUCUGCAGACUUGGAGGAUGUUCAUUCAGUUGUUUCAUUUUGUAGAAAAAAAAGCUGAUUCUCAAAUGGUAACUUUCUGGCUGUAACAAACACUGAAAUAAAUCAAGAAAAUAAAUUGUUAGUCGAAUAUAGAUACAUUUUUAGAUCAAGCAAAGUGAAACAAUUAUGGAUUAACUCAAUUCUGAAGAUAAAUUAUAGAAUCGGAAUAAACCCCUACAACACACCAGUGGUACUUUGUUGCUCCACCUUUGGCUUUUAUAACAGCUUGCAUUCUCUGAGGCACGGACUUUACGAGUGACAAACAGAACUCUUCAUCAGUCUUGCUCCAACUUUCUCUCAUUGCUCUUGUCAGAUCAGCUUUGCAGGUUGGAGUCUUGUCAUGAACUGUUUUCUUACAUUUCCACCACUUACAGUGCAUCUGGAAAGUAUUCACAGUGAUUCCCUUUUUCCACAUUACAUCCUUAUUCCAAAAUGGAAAACAUGUCCUCAAAACUCUACACACAAUACCCUAUAAUGACAAUGUGAAAGUUUUUUUUUUAAUUUCGCUCAUUUAUUAUAAAUAAAAAAUCACAUGAACAAAACCCAAAACCAGUGAAGUUGGCACGUUGUGUAAAUAAAAACAGAAUACAAUGAUUUGUUGCAUCCAAGCAACGUUAUUAUGGACGCCCCUGCUUAUUUCAGCAAGACAAUGCCAAGCCACGUGUUACAACAGCGUGGCUUCAUAGUAUAAGAGUGCGGGUACUAGACUGGCCUGCCUGUAGUCCAGACUUGUCUCCCAUUGAAAAUGUGUGGCGCAAUGUGAAGCGUAAAAUAUGACAGCGCAGACCCCGGACUGUUGAACAACUUAAGCUGUACAUCAAGCAAGAAUGGGAAAUAAUUCCACCUGAAAAGCUUCAAAAAUUGGUCUCCUCAGUUCCCAAACGUUUACUGAGUGUUGUUAAAAGGAAAGGCCAUGUAACACAGUGGUAAAAAUACCCCUGUGCCGACUUUUUAGCAACGUGUUGCUGCCAUUAAAUUCUAAGUUAAUGAUUAUUUGCAAAAAAAUAUUACGUUUCUCAGUUCGAACAUUAACUAUCUUGUCUUUGCAGUCUAUUCAAUUGAAUAUAAGUUGAAAAGGAUUUGCAAAUCAUUGUAUUCUGUUUUUAUUUACGAUUUACACAACGUGCCAACUUCACUGGUUUUGGGUUUGUACAUAAGUAUUUACAGCCUUUGCUCAAUACUUUGUUGAUGCACCUUAGGCAGCCAUUUCAGCCUCAAGUCUUUUUGAAUACGACGCUACAAGCUUGGCACACCUAUCUUUGGGCACUUUCGCUCAUUCCUCUCUGCAGCACCUCUCAUGCUCCAUCAGGUUGGAUGGUUGCUGCAUUCAUCUUUCCCUCUAUCUUGACUAGUUUCCCAGUUCUUGCCGCUGAAAACCAUUACCACAGCAUGAUGCUGCCACCACCAUGCUUCACUGUAGGGACGGUAUUUGCCGGGUGAUGAGCGGUGCCUGGUUUCCUCCAAACAUGACGCCUGGCAUUCACGCCCAAGACUUCCAUCUUUGUCUCAUCAGACCAGAGAAUUUUGUUUCUCAUGGCCUGAUAGUCUUUCAGGUGCAUUUUGGCAAACUUUUCACCAAGAAAUGGCUUCGGCCUGGCCACUCUACUAUACAGGCCUGAUCGGUGGAUUGCUACAGAAAUAAAGGUUCGCCUCUCUCCACAGAAGAAUGCUGGCGCUCUGACCAUCGGAUUCUUGGUCACCUUCCUGUCUAGACUAAGAUGAAUGCAGCAAUGCACAGAGACAUCCUGGAUGAAAACCAACACAUCCCAUCCUAACCUGAUAGAGCGUUCUGUCUUGAUGCUUUGAUGUUUUCCUUGGUCUACCAGUAUGAUUGCCCUUUACUACCUUCCCACGUUGUUUGCACUUGGUCCACAUUUUACACAAAGCUGACUGUGAACAAUUCACAUCUUUUGCAACAUUUUACCUUCUCAAAGAAGUUUGGUAAUCCUCUCCUUUGUUUCAAUUGACAGCUAUCGUGUUGUAGCCAUGAUUCAUGUCAAUCCACCUGCUGCAACAGCUCUCCAAGUUGUGGUUCGAUCAUUUUUUUCACGCUGCUUGAUUUAAAAAAACAACAACCUGUUAUUUAUUUUCUCGAUUUCAUUUAGUGUUGCUAAAGCCAGAAAGUUGCCAAUUGAAAUGACUAUAGAUUUGUGUUGGGCUUUAUGGCCACACAACCGCUUUUCUCAGGUUCUCAAUCAAAUACUUAUUUUUCCCAAUGUAUCAUUAUUUUAUUACUUUGUCUUUCACCCUCUCUUAAGAUAAAUACUGGACUGUAUUUGCAAAGGCCUUUCUUCACUCCUCUUUAUUCAUUGCUUAAUCUUUGGCAGGCAAUUAUGUUCAAAUUCAAUACUUGUCCUUCUCACUUUUAAGAUGCUCAUGUGUUUGAGAGGCAGUGAUUUAUGUUCAUGUCACUCACUCUGGGGAGGCUUGGCUCGGUUAGUAGAGCGGCCGUGCCAGCAACUUAAGGGUUCCAGGUUCGAUCUCCGCUUCCGUUUUCCUUGUCACUGUCGUUGUGUCCUUGGCCAAAACACCAGUGCCACCCACACUGGUUUAAGUGUAACUUAGAUAAUGGGGUUCACUAUGUAAAGCGUCUUGAGUCACUAGAGAAAAGUGCUAUAUAAAUAUAAAUCCCUUCAUUCUGCUUUGAUUCAGGAGUUACUGAGGGGAAAUACUGUACAUUAGUUUAGAUACAGUACAUGUUUGUGGUCACAUGGCUGUCUUGUUUGGUCUGUUCUUUUUCGCUGCUUCUUUCAUUUGAGGUGUUUUCCAUGUGAUCCACAAUGAAAAAAAUAAA
This is a messenger RNA of Nerophis lumbriciformis (worm pipefish), 8348 nucleotides long. It is a transcript of the gene tdrd12, whose product is annotated as tudor domain containing 12. Lineage: Eukaryota; Metazoa; Chordata; Actinopteri; Syngnathiformes; Syngnathidae. Gene Ontology annotation, biological process: germ-line stem cell division. The record is from RefSeq and is a predicted model, not a curated record.